UCAGCAUUUGACCUUCCCCGGCGCUAUUUUUGGCAAGCACAAUUUGUGCGGGACAAGAGCAAGAAGAUAUAGCGACAACGUGAGCUUUGCCGGAAAAAGAAAAUUAUGCGAAUAUAUGAGCAGCAGCUGUACUAUAUCCAGAAGAAAAAUGUCGUCGACCGGAAAUAGUAGCAUGCCCUGCUUUGUUGUGACAUCAACUAAAGACGCGUUGGUGUCCGUGAUGGUCUGCGCCUUAAUUUCAAGUCAAAUGUUUUCAAUUUCAGGACUGUAGUAGGCCGUCUUCAAGUGAAAGCGAAAUCAUUAGGAAUUUAUUAAAAGCAGGCAUGUUAGCCGUUCUUGCGGAAAAACACCGUUGAGUGUCGUUCGAAAUGAGAGCUUUUUGUUUCGUUUUGUAGUUGGAAUCAACGCACGUUUCGAGGGAAUGAGAUGCGCAGCUCUGUGCUUGCAUGCAUCAAGGGAUCUAAACGUCUUGAAUUAUGGAAACGAAGCCUGCACAAGAGGUGCCCUGUUCCUCUGCAAUGAACAGUGGAGCGAGUUUGAGUGGUGCCGCCAGCAGAGGACUGCACGGCCUCGGAUGCCUCCCCGCCCUCAACUCAGCUGCCGCAAGACGACUGACGUCUCUCCGAACUCGUGAUCUGACACUCGGGGGGAACCUGAAGAAAACAAAGAAAACAUUUGAGCCAAAUGUCAACGCUGUGAGGAAAAGCAAGGAUGAAUUAAAUGAAGAGAUCCAAGUGAUGCCAAAAAGAGAGCGAAAAAAGAGGGACAAUAGAAGAAGAGAAAACAGAGGCAGAAGGAAAGAGAAGCCACAGACUAUUCAGUCUCACUCAAUCUUUGAACAGGGUCCUGCUGACACACUCCAGAAAACAGGCUGGUUGGCUGCUCCAAAAGUGUGUGAAGCCACCACAUCUCCUAAAUGUAAUCCUGUAAAAGAAGAGUGGAAAGUCUCCGAUGAUGAAGAUGAGCUACUCAGGAAGCUACAGAGAGAUGAUUUCAUAUGUGAUCCUAAUUUGAGGAAUGAUGCCAAGUUGAAACCCAUCCAGUUACCUUUGUGUCAAACAAGCUGGCCAUUGGGUCCAGAGAAGCCUCUUCUUCUUGGAUCAUCAUCCACUGGACCUCAGGUCAGGACAGGCCAUAGCAGAGACCAGCCAUCUUUGGCGGAUGUACUACAGGGUCUCUGCCUGUCUAGCAAGGAGGAACUCUUCUUCAUGCAGUUACCCGACUGUAUGCCCGCGAGAGCACAAAAAACAGAGCUCAAACCUGAGCCCAGAUUUGAGAAAAUUGCCAUGGACAAGAAGCAGCUAUUUGGGAAAGCACAAGAUUCCCCUUCGGUGAAGUGCUCCCCUGUCCUGUCAGAAUUCCCAGAGGGAUUUCUGGGUAAGAUCCAAAUAAGAAAGUCAGGAAGGAUGGAGAUGAAGCUGGGCAAUAUUGUCAUGGACAUCACUGAUGGAGCUAGUUUGUCAUUCCUUCAGCUGGUGUCUGUAAAUCUGUCAGACGGCAAGAUCGGAGACAUGAUGGUGUUAGGAAACAUCCAACAUAAACUGGUUUUAUCUCCAAAUUUCCAAACUUUAUUGGAACAAUCAACAGAACACCAAUAAGGAUGCUGAUCAUCUCCUCAUCAGCAAUCUUCAGACAGUAUGAUGUGUUCUAUUUUCAUAGUUUUUGAUUGAUCGUUUAGGUAUCUUCGUGUGUUACCUUAAGUAAUUAACUUUCAUGGCAACCCACUAACGGGGAAAAAAAGUUUCGUCUUGUUUCCGUUGUUUUUAAAUUUUAGAUGUAUUUGUAUUAUACUUUUUUUUUUUUAAACAAGUUUUAUUUUUGUGAUGAAAGCCUGUCAAGGCCAGGAUUCUACAAAAUAAUGUGGCACGAUCCAGAAAUUAGAUAAGUAAUGCACUGGCUUGUUUUUGCAACUUCAAUGUUGUUAAAUGUUCAACAACUGUGUGUUUUUUUACAAAAUUGACUACCAAUAUUGUCAAAGUGGCUGCAAACUAUUUUACAUUCUAAACCAGGGAUGUCAAACUUUUUUUGUCACGGGCCACAUUGUAGUCACAGUCUCUCUCAGAGCGCUGUUAUGGCUGUGAAACCAUAAAAAUCUUUAAUUGCCUCAUCAUAUUUACACGUGAAAUUUCUGAAAACUUUUGGAAUCAGAUUUUCAACCAUUGUUCAUGUUGUAAUAACUCAAUGUUAUCAUUUACAAUAUAUGACAAUUUGAAAUUUUUGUACAGAUCUAACAAGAAUCAUGGAAGAUGACAGAUGAUUGGCCCCCGCGGCCCACAUUAAGUCAUGUUCCGGGGCAGAUCAAGUUUGACACGUGUCCGAAACCUUAAACUAAAUUGUCACUUCUUAGCUAAAUGGGUUUAAUUUUAUAUAUGGAGUUCAUGUUUCCACUUGAUUUUGAUCAUUUCUAAAAUACUCUUUGUUAGGGCAGAUACCCAUUGAUUUGUGUAUUUAUAUACAAUUUUUUCAGAAUUCUUUUAUAUUUCAGUGCCAUCGUUUUUAAAAAUGAUCUAUGUCCAGUACAAUGCAAAUGUAUUGUUUAGUAAUGUACAAAUAAAAUAAUCAUGCAGCUUUUACAAUACAACUCUUCCUGGGAAUAUAAAAUUUCUUGUCUGGAAUUAUAUACAGUACAUUAAAAAAAUGUGAAAUUGACCAAAUUUGGGCAUAGACAUUUCCUCAGAGAGUGACAUUUCACAUCAAAUAUAUAUUACAUGAUUGUCUUCUAAUGGGCACUUUGUACAUUCGUAAAUGGUCUCUCUCUAGUGGUACUGAGUUAUAGUAUCACUACUAGUUACACUAGUUCUGUACUUUUAAAAUUUACAGUUCAACUUUUUAAAUUACAGUACCAGCUAUAUUCAUGUAUUUUUGGGGGGUCAUCAUGGUGGUAUUUACAGAGUUGCGUUUUUUUCCCAGGUAGUAU
Molecule: messenger RNA, 2917 nt
Organism: Syngnathoides biaculeatus (alligator pipefish)
Lineage: Eukaryota; Metazoa; Chordata; Actinopteri; Syngnathiformes; Syngnathidae
Product: DNA-directed RNA polymerase III subunit RPC4-like
Exons: 8
Coding region: 477-1598 (373 amino acids)
Biological process (GO): transcription by RNA polymerase III
Cellular component (GO): RNA polymerase III complex
Molecular function (GO): DNA binding
Source: RefSeq, a predicted model, not a curated record